Diaporthe amygdali is the source of this 1944-nucleotide messenger RNA. RefSeq lists its product as uncharacterized. The record is from RefSeq and is a predicted model, not a curated record. Gene Ontology annotation, biological process: DNA-templated transcription; regulation of DNA-templated transcription. Gene Ontology annotation, molecular function: zinc ion binding; DNA binding; DNA-binding transcription factor activity, RNA polymerase II-specific. Gene Ontology annotation, cellular component: nucleus. NCBI's taxonomy places the organism in Eukaryota, Fungi, Ascomycota, Sordariomycetes, Diaporthales, Diaporthaceae. The transcript is spliced from 5 exons. Bases 1 to 1944 code for a protein of 647 amino acids.
AUGACAAGAGGUACCGGUCUUCGUCAGUACAGAGCUUGCGUCCGAUGCCGGGCACGCAAGUCGCGAUGUGACUUUGGAGGCAAUGGCAAGCCUCCGUGUGCCAAAUGUUACCGCGAGGGUGUCGCCGAUGAGUGCACUCCGGCUGCCUCACGCCGUGGAGGUGACUUCUCUCGCUUGCGGCGACGAAAAAACAAGCCAUCACCGCAGCCCAGGACACAGGAAGCUACAGUUGCUGCCGAAUCCUCGUCGCCGUCCCCGCCCCCUUGUCAACGCAGCCGGUCACAAUGGCAUACCGUAAAUCGCCAUCACAACAACAUAGUACACGGCGACAGCCUGCAGAAUCCGUCAGAUGCGCUAUUGAUACUGGCAAAUACAUGUGCACAACAGCAUGGCGAGGAGAAUGAUGCAGUUGCGCGAUCAGGCUCUGCCAUGGACGUGAACGCCGAGAAUGUUUUGACUGACGGAGACGUGGAGCCGAUGUAUAGCCAAGCAGAACAUGCCAUCCCUACUCCUCUCAUGACGGCGUCACUUCCGUCUGAGGGUUCAAGCCUGCCAUUUGCCGUAAACAACUUCGCGCCUGGCAACGGCGCGAUCAUCUCAUCGUACCCCCCCUUGCGUGAUGGCGUCCUGGAUGUUUCUCUGCUCGGGCAUCUAUUGCAACACUACGCUGACAACUACCAUGCUUUCUUUCCCAUUGUCCCCCGGAAUCUUCUGCAGCCAUCCGCCAUCCUUGAGAACGCCAAAAGAGAAGCCUUUCUCCUUACCGCAGUGCUGUCAGUCGCCUCGAGAGAUCGCGCAGAUUUAGUCGGACUGCAUGAUUCGAUGUGGAAAUACAUGCGCGACCUCAUUCUAGGGCUUGUCAUCGGAACAUCGCCUGGCUCGAGGUCCGUUGGUUGCGUCGAGGGCCUUCUACUGCUCGGCGAAUGGACCCGCGUCGAUGACAGCAACGCCGGAGAGGGAGCAACGUGGUCGAUUAUUGGGUUGGCCGUAAGACUGGCCUACCUUCUCCGGCUUGAAGAUAGCUCAUUUCGAGCUCCAGGCAGCCACGGUAACGACCCAGGUGGGCUUGUGACACAACGCAAGCGACUGGCUUGGACUUUCACCUAUCUAUCAGACCGCCAGAUUUCCAUUCGUAUGGGACAGGCUUUCUGGUGUCGAGGCCCAUCUUUAUCGACACGAUUUACCGCAAAAGACUUCCCCUCUCUACAACCUCUGCACUCUUACGAUGAAGAUCUUGCUUCCUUCAUUCAAGCGCAAAUCGAGCUCACAACAUUGUUCGGAAAUGCACACGACAUUCUAUUCGCAUCCAAGCAACGUACCAAAGAGUUGAUGGAAAGAGGGGACUACUCCACCUAUAUUGACGAUACGAGACGGUCAUUGGUGGCAUGGAGGCGUACGUGGGACGACCUGGCCGUGUCACGCCACCUGAAAAGCUGUCUUGAAUCAAUGCAGCAAUAUUUGCGCCUCUACGUCACUGCAUUUGCAUUUCAGGCAGCCCUAUAUCGCUGUUCGAUAGCAGUUGAAGAUUACAAUGGCUGUUUCCCUGACUCUAUCAUGGCAAGCCCCGAUGCUCAGUCAACCGCACUUAUGAGGCAGUUCAUCGCUGUACUGCGUAAAGCAGCUGGUGCAGACAGUGAUCAUGUUGCGUCUAAGUAUGCCGGGCUUCUGUGGGGUUUAUGGUUUGAGCACACAGCCGCAAAGGCCACCUCUACAACAGCGGCGAGCAGGGGUUCCUAUGAUAGCAACAACGUACGCGUCAAUUCUCGUCCGCGAAAUGCUCUAUUGGCUCCAGAAGCAGCAGUCAGGACUGGCAACACUCAAAGUGACCACCAGCUUACGCCGCGGCUGGAUGAUAUGGGAUUCUCACAACUUGAUUACAGUGAUUCUCUCGACUCGUGGUUUCAAAUGUCAACCGUCUUCCCAUGGGACCAGCCUUUUUUAUAG